Drosophila miranda is the source of this 981-nucleotide messenger RNA. RefSeq names its product phenoloxidase-activating factor 3. The coding region runs from base 39 to 890 and encodes 283 amino acids. NCBI's taxonomy places the organism in Eukaryota, Metazoa, Arthropoda, Insecta, Diptera, Drosophilidae. Gene Ontology annotation, molecular function: serine-type endopeptidase activity. The transcript has 2 exons. The record is from RefSeq and is a predicted model, not a curated record. Gene Ontology annotation, biological process: proteolysis.
UGCACCUCAAUGCUUGCUGAAGUGCCGAACAGAUCAGAAUGUUGGUGUUCUACAGUUCUCUGGUUUUACUGGGGACAUUGUUCACCUCAUUUAUUACAAUCGAAACAUUUACUUUCGAGCAGCAGUGCGGCAAACUGAACGAAUCGCAGGUUAGGAAUGGAGAGCGAAUCACGGAACUGGACGAACACCCUUGGAUCGCCCGGAUCGAGUUCACUGACUCCCUGGGAAACCGAGACUUUGGGUGUGUGGGUGCCCUCAUAGGUCCCCGUCAUGUCGUCACAGCUGCUCAUUGCCUGACUGGUUUCGGUAGAGAGGUCUCGGCAGUAAUCCUCGGCGACUGGGACUCCAGCAACGACAUUACCGAACGGGACUGCAAUCCCCAGGACUCGUGUGCACCGCCCCCUCAGCGCAUCGACCACAAGACACUAACUCUGCAUCCAGACUACACCACCGACAAGAUCGACAAUGACAUAGCUGUCAUCGAGUUGGCCAGGAACGUGGAAAUCUCCAACUAUGUUCAGCCCAUAUGCCUGCCCACAGCCGAAGAAGUUUCAAGUGGUACCGACGACACAACUCUCCAAGUGUCGGGCUUCUUGACACCUAAAAAACGGGCAAUACCUAAGAGAAUUAAGAUGCCGUUCCAGAAAGUCAGCACCGAAGAGUGCCGGAAAAAGGAUGGACACAAUGUAAUAGCUACUUCGAACAUUUGCGGGAUCACAGACUUUCAGCCCCUGUCAGGGGCUCCUCUCAUCGAUGCCCAUGGAGGGGAUCCACGUAGGUUCCAUCUAGUUGGCGUGGCGGCCGCGGGAUUUCCCUCUGAACCGAGUAUGCAUUUGCAUACUAACGUUCAUUUGCAUCGCGAUUGGAUUCUGCAGAACACCAAAAUCUAGCCACUGUUUAAAUAUCCCUUAUGGCGGUCUUGCUGGGUUUUUCGACAGGUUGAUUUAUGAAUAAAGCAAAAAUCGCCUGACGACUCCUGAA